AUGCGGAUGGCACUUUUGGUGAAAAACAAGCUGGGUUUCAUAGAAGGAACUUGCUUGAAAAGCUCUUACAAAGGAGAAUUGGCGAAUCAAUGGGAAAGAUGUAACGCGAUUGUGCUUUCAUGGAUAGGACGUACAGUAUCUACAGAGUUACAGCCCAGUAUCAUUUAUGCUUCGUAUGCAAAAACAGUGUGGAACGAGUUCAAAGAGAGGUUUGAUAAAUCUAAUCUCACUCGUUUUUACCUUUUGUGGAUACAAAUUGGAUCAUUAAAGCAAGGUACUGAUUCUGUAACAUCAUAUUAUACGAAAAUGAAAGAUCUCUGGGAUGAAAUUGACCUACUGGUUCCAGCGCCUGGUUGUGAUUGUGAAGAAACUAGGCCUUUCAUUGAGCAAUUUAAGAAUUUGCGUUUGUUACAGUUCCUAGUUGGGAUUAAUGAAAGCUAUAGUCAGGUGAGAAGUCAGAUAUUGCUUAAGACAUCAGUAUUGAAUGUAAAUCAGGCUUAUGCUUUGGUCAUUCAAGAAGAAAGCCAACGUGAACUAAGUGUGCUUGAGGUAAGUAGGGAACCUUUAACUAUGAUGGCAGGACAGAAUCAAGGAUAUAAGAAUAAGAAGAUUUGGAUUGUUUGUGAACACUAUGGAUAUAAAGGACACCUCAAGGUAAAUUGCUACAAAAUUAUAGGAUAUCCUCCUGACUUCAAGAGCAAGAAGAAACAACAAGAACAAGGAAACAGAGCUUAUGCUAACAUGAUGACAGAAGAAACUACAAGCUCUUCUCAAGGCCAACAGGUGGGACAACUGUUCACUGAAGGUCAAUACAAGCAGAUACUGGAGCUUCUGAACAAAACACUUGCAGGUGAUUGUCAUACACUAAUGGCAGGUAUAACCACAUUGUUGUCUGAUGCAUCUUUGUGUGAAUGGGUAGUAGAUACAGGAGCAUCUCACCAUAUCGCAUGUCAUAAAGACACCUUAUCUAAUAUAGAGAACAUUGAGCAACACAGGAAUCAUAAAGUGCAGGGUCUUUACAAUGGGAAGGUGAUGGGGAUUGGUAGAGAGAACUAUGGACUUUAUAUUCUCAAAUGGAGAGACAAGCCUGUAGCAGCAUUGGCUACCAAGGACACUGAUGAGUGCAGUCUUUGCUGUAAUGCACUGUUAGCAUCCUUAGGCAUUGUGCAUCAAAGCAGUUGCCCAUACACACACCAACAGAAUGGGGUGGUGGAAAGGAAACACAGACAUAUACUUGAAGUGGCUAGAGCAUUGCAAUUUCAGAGUUCUGUUCCUAGUAGAUUUUGGGGAGAUUGCAUCAAGACAGUUGUUUACCUGAUCAACAACAACUUACCAAAAGGAGACAAGUUUGCAAAGAGAGCAAGAAGAUCGGUCCUCAUAGGUUACUCAGAAGUUCAAAAGGGGUACAGAGUGUUUGACUUAGAAACUAAGACUAUAUUUGUAAGUAGGGAUGUUAGUUUUAGAGAACAUAUCUUUCCUUUUAAGGAAAGUGUGACCAUUCCACAAGAUCCCUUUCCUACACAAGCCUCUAUACCAUCACACCCUGAUCCCUCAUUGCCUACAUCCACAGACCCUCACAUUCCACCUACAGACAAUAUUCUAGUCACAGAAAACACCAACAUGCCUACUGCAAAAGUCCUACAGCUUGAUCAUAUAGCCCAAAACACAGAAGCAACAGAGGUUGAUCAUGAUAAGCAAGAUACCUCAACUGACUUAGUUCCAAACACUGAACCAGAGCUCAAUGUUACUCCUGACAAUAGCAUACCUGCUUCCACUGAUAGCAGAUGGGUCACAGCUAUGCAACAGGAGAUCCAAGCUCUUGAAGAUAAUCAUACUUGGGAGAUAAUGGACUUACCAGCAGGGAAGCAAGCUAUUGGUUCUAAAUGGGUAUACAAGAUCAAGUACAAGGCCAAUGGAGAGAUAGAAAGAUACAAGGCAAGGCUGGUUGCUAAAGGUUAUAAUCAAAAAGAAGGAAUGGACUACCAUGACACAUUCUCACCUGUAGCAAAGAUGGUCACAGUCAGCACCAUUAUCAGCAUUGCAGCUACCAGGGGUUGA
Messenger RNA from Nicotiana attenuata, 2058 nucleotides. RefSeq lists its product as uncharacterized. The record is from RefSeq and is a predicted model, not a curated record. The transcript is spliced from 5 exons. Lineage: Eukaryota; Viridiplantae; Streptophyta; Magnoliopsida; Solanales; Solanaceae. Gene Ontology annotation, molecular function: nucleic acid binding. Bases 1 to 2058 code for a protein of 685 amino acids.